Molecule: messenger RNA, 2046 nt
Organism: Camellia sinensis
Lineage: Eukaryota; Viridiplantae; Streptophyta; Magnoliopsida; Ericales; Theaceae
Source: RefSeq, a predicted model, not a curated record
AUGGAAUUGAUGGCUAAACUAAACCAUCCGUAUAUUGUGGAGUACAAAGAUGCUUGGGUGGACAAGGGGUGCUAUGUGUGCAUUGUGACUUCCUACUGUGAAGGAGGAGAUAUGGCUGAGAUUACAAGGAAGGCCAGGGGAGUAUUUUUUUCAGAGGAGAAACUAUGCAAAUGGUUGACUCAGCUGUUACUGGCCGUGGACUAUCUGCACUCCAAUCGUGUCCUUCACAGGGAUCUGAAGUGUUCCAAUAUAUUCCUUACAAAGGACAAUGACAUCCGGCUUGGUGACUUUGGACUUGCAAAACUGCUCAGUACAGAAGACCUUACUUCAUCGGUUGUUGGAACUCCGAACUACAUGUGCCCUGAGCUCCUUGCAGAUAUUCCUUAUGGCUACAAAUCAGAUAUAUGGUCACUUGGUUGCUGUAUGUUUGAGAUUGCUGCACAUCAACCGGCAUUUAGGGCUCCUGACAUGUCCGGGCUUAUCAACAAGAUAAAUAGAUCCUCCAUUUCUCCACUGCCAAUUGUAUAUUCAUCCACAUUGAAACAAAUUAUUAAGAGCAUGCUGAGGAAGAGUCCAGAACACAGACCAACUGCUGCAGAACUCUUAAGGCAUUCCCAUCUACAACCAUACCUCCUCCGUUGCCGUAACCCAUCCUCCGUCUUUCUUCCAGUGAAGCCCACAAACGACACAAAAGAUAAAACAAGAAGAUUGUCAUCGUCUAGCAGAUCUAUUGGUGGCAAAGACAACGGAGAAAUGGAGUUAAGAAUAUUAGAAGAGACGGUGCUAAUCACUCCAUUUGAUGAAGAUAGUGAUAAGCAACUGAAUGAAAAUAAUGAUAAGCAACUGAACGAAAAUAGUGAUAAGCGACUGAGAAGUUUAUCAAACGAUGACACGCCAGCACUCAUCGCCAUGACAGAACACAAUCUUGAAACCAAAAAAGUUGAUCCGACAAGCUAUUCUACAAAUAUCUCUGUUAGCAGUGAGGAUUCCAAAAGUGGGGACACUAGUGAAUUAACUGCUUGCAAUGAAGGUAAGCAAAGCAGCUUUAACUCUUUAUCACAAACAGAAAGCAAUGAUACCCUGAAUACUGGAAGCAGCAACAUAUCAAAUUCUCAGCUUGAAGUCGAUGAACACGAUAAGACCAGUCAGGCCAGUCCUGAGUGUCUUAAACAAUCCAAAGAGGUUGAUAUUGAAAGAGAGAACACAAAAGAGGACCCUCAGACAAAGGAAAAUGGUGCUGUGUUAUCGAACCACACAAGAAUGUCGAGUGCUGGCUGCAGCGACGAGGGUGGUACAACAGAUGAUAAAAAUUCAUUGGCAGCUACACAAACUGCAAGCCAUGAACCUGAAGAAAAAGUCCAAUGUUUGCACAAAAUGGAAAAUCCUGAUACUCAAAGUGGUCUCCUUGUGGAAUGUGUAUCAUCUGAAAGUAACGAUAUAAUUCCGUACAAAGAUGAUGUGGUAAUAAAGGUGCAGAAUAUUAGUCACUCGACACAAACAGAGAAAGAAGAUGUGCAAGUGAUGAAUCAGGCACCAAGAGACAUUACAUCGCUGCGUACGCUAACUGCAUUAGGUGGUGGUGAUGAUAGCAAGAGUGAGUGUGAGAAUUCUCAGCAACGAGCCGAUGCUCUAGAGUCUCUGCUCGAGCUGUGUGCACGAUUGCUUAAGCAGGACAAACUUGAAGAGCUUGCCGGUGUGCUAAAACCGUUUGGGGAAGAAGCUGUCUCAUCCAGAGAAACAGCAAUUUGGCUGACCAAAAGCCUCAUGAAUGCACAGAAAUCUGUUGGAGGAAGCUGAUGUUCAAUAAAUUUUGGAUGGUCGAUUUUCUUUCUUUCAUUCAUACAUUAUUGUUGAUAUGGUGUCUUGUUGGAGUGUGUUGUUGGUACAGAAUGUGUUGCUCUGAAAAGGUUGUUUGACUUAAAACUGAAAAGAUUUAUGACAAAGCUAUGCUGGUGGUUCUCUCAGGCCACCCCCAGCUUUGACAAUUAUUUUGAUUGAGAUUAACAUGAACCAAUAAGGAAUCGAUGUUUGUUCUUGUACUCUGAA